AUGGAGCUCGAACCAGCCAUCCCCUCCUGGCUCCUCCAAGAAAGGACAGUUGCCGCCAAGAAAUCCUCGGGGUUCAAGCCGCCGUACGAUUUAUACACAUCGCGCUUCCCCAAAUCAACCAAAGACAUCGUCAUGGCCAUCAUAGGAGUCCAGUACGCCAAGGCCGAGAUGGACGACGGCCGCGCGCUCGCGACGAUAUCUUCGUACAUCACCGCGGAAGCAGUACCCUCCGGGUCACGGCCCAGCUUCCACGAGGUCGCCGCCGUGACCGACAACCGCGGGUUCUACAACGUCGCCGUCCUCGCUUACUGGCCAAACAAAGGCGCGUACGGGGAAUGGACCGCAGCGAGCGGCUUCGAGGCAUGGUGGGCCGGGCUGGAGGCGGACGCCGAGCACGCGAACGGGUGGUUCCUCGAGAUAUUCUUCCCGACCGUGGAUCGCUUCGAGACGCUCCACAACACGCCGUUGCCCGAGGGCGCGGCCAACAUGCGCGAGGACCUCAGCGGGCCGAUCCAGGAGCACGGCUACUGGGGGAGCAUGCGGGACCGGCUGCCACUCUCGCAGACGGACUGGCUUGUGGGCGAGGCGGCUGCGGUGGAGAAGAGCAGUCUCUCGAACGGCAGCUCGGGUACUCAUAAGAACAGCACGGGGCCGCCUCGGAGGGUACGCGUACCCGGAAAAAGAAACCUCGCCGUCAUCCGUUCCGGGCAAGACUGGUCCGCUGCUCUGCCCGAGGAGCGCGCCCUGUACCUGGAGACGAUGCACCCCGUCCUCACCAAGGGGAUGGAUUUCCUGCGGGACCACGGCGACGAGGUCGGGUGCUACAGCUGUCGUUUUAUGGAGAUCGUCGAUCCAUUGACCGAUGAAAAGCCUGCGAGUACCGGCGGGACGGACCGCACGUUUGGCCUGGCCUACUUUGACGAUCUGGCCUCGUUGGAACGCUGGAGCAGAGAGCACCCUACGCAUCUGGCCAUCUUCGGCGGCUUUGGCAAGUAUGCAAAAAGCCUGGGGGAGAAGAUGAGCCUGCGCGUGUUUCAUGAGGUGCUGGUGCUGGAGCCCGAACAACAGCUGUUUGAGUAUAUUGACUGUCAUGAAGGAACUGGCAUGUUGGCCGCUCGAGGGUACCCUAGUCUGAAUUUAUUGUAUGAAAUAAGCCUGAUCGUUCCACCUGAUUUAGCAGACAAGUCCCAGAGGUUGUAA
Diaporthe amygdali is the source of this 1200-nucleotide messenger RNA. RefSeq lists its product as uncharacterized. The transcript has a single exon. NCBI's taxonomy places the organism in Eukaryota, Fungi, Ascomycota, Sordariomycetes, Diaporthales, Diaporthaceae. The record is from RefSeq and is a predicted model, not a curated record. The coding region runs from base 1 to 1200 and encodes 399 amino acids.